AUGGCGAGUAAUCGACGUCGUGUUGUCUUACACUUUGAUCUAAAUCGUACGAUCCUUAUGUCAGAUGCUGCGGGUGGUCGUACGAUGGAGGAUACAGUCAAUUAUCUUUUAUCCGAGUGUACGUGGGGGUACAUCAAUCCCAAGUGUCCGUCCGAGUGGAUCUGCGUCUCAACUGCUGCUUCAAUUGACCCGCCCAAGAUAACAUCUCGUGUACCCCAUCUUGUAACCUAUAAACAAUUUGUUGAUGAUGCUUAUCCGUACGAAACUGUACGGACAGCCACAACUUGUACCCUCGACCAAAUCAAGACUACAAACAAGGUUAUCAAGUCACAACGUACUGCGUUACAAUCGGCUUUCAUUGGUGGAAAAGAUACCCCAGGGUAUCCUGUGCAACAUUCCUUUACAGAGGUCAUGCAACAUCUUUAUUUUCCACAUGAGAAACAACAAAAUCUGGCAAAACAGCUGGCAGCAAAUAUGCCAUUAUCGAGUUUGCAACAAGCAUGGAGUGAAGGUCGAUUUUAUUUAUUGCCAUCCUUCCUACACUUUCUGUCAUAUUUAAAUUCGCCUCAUGUGACCAAGUUGGAAAUUGAUGUGAAACUUGUGUUUCGAACGUUUGGUAAGGAUCUGAAAGACGUUGCUCAAGAACUUGAGCUUUUAAUUGCAGGACAACACCCAAUGAUGUGUCCAGCAUUACCAGAUCGAUUUCGUCUUGAUGUGACACGUUUAUCUCAUUCUAUCGGUGCUUUUUAUCGUCAUAGUUUUGAUGCCAAUGGAACGACAUUAGCUGUUGGUACAUUAACGAAACAACCAUUUUUGUCGAAAGAUUCCAACACGACGUUGGUGUUUGACACUGAUAUCAAUGAUAAUGUUAAGAUCGUACGUGGUUUUCAAUCAAUUCAAGAAACCUUAGAGAAAAUGAUGCAAGAAUCGAAUGUACUUGCACUUCGUGAUGAUUAUGAAUGGUGGAGUACUCAUGCUGAAGAUGCACAAUAUGGAAAACUUUUGUUAGUGAAUGAAAAAGAACCUCGUGAUAUUGUGGUGUUUUUUGAUGAUCAUAUUGAAGCACAUGACGCACAUAUUGUCGAUGUACGUGAUCUUGAAUCAGGUGAACCGGUGGAUUUUGUCAAAAGUCGUGGGAAAUAUUUACAGCGAGUGGAACCUUUAGCAGCAAUUUUGGAUCCAAAUUAUUUCAUUACAUUGUUUGAAAAACACAAUUUGAGAAUGGAUAGUCGAAGUGCGAAACGCAAACGUACGGACACGUCGCGAGUCAUAACAUCGGAACGUACGCUCGAGGAUGUUGAGCUUGAACUUCUUCAUGCACUUGAAGAGGAGAUUAAAAAAGAAGAGAAGACGAAGAACUCGAACAAGAUCCAAUCUUUCCCUCUCGAAGAUGAAAAUUAUGACGAAUCAGAUGAUGAAUAG
Messenger RNA from Plasmopara halstedii, 1422 nucleotides. RefSeq lists its product as uncharacterized. The coding region runs from base 1 to 1422 and encodes 473 amino acids. NCBI's taxonomy places the organism in Eukaryota, Oomycota, Peronosporomycetes, Peronosporales, Peronosporaceae. The transcript is spliced from 2 exons. The record is from RefSeq and is a predicted model, not a curated record.